Coregonus sp. 'balchen' is the source of this 18735-nucleotide messenger RNA. Lineage: Eukaryota; Metazoa; Chordata; Actinopteri; Salmoniformes; Salmonidae. The record is from the annotation of a GenBank genome assembly.
AUGAAAACACCAAAUAGAAAAAGUAAAUUUCAAGGUAAUCAUAAUCAGGUCUCAGCCAUACAUCUCAACUCUCAAAAGUUUGAGCCUGCAGAAUGUCUUGACGACAACCAGAAGCGCCGUCAGAAAGGAGGUGGGGGAGGGGGGGCUGCAGCCUGCGGUCAUCAAUAUCUGCAGGCCAUCUGUCAUAGGGGUCUAUGGGGGGGCACAGUAUCCACUCACAGGGCGAGAAGGACAUAUGGUGAACCACAAAGUUACAGAGCACCACUCACAGGGAGAGGAGAAGGGCCAGACAAACAGAGACACAGAAACAUUCAGACAGACAGACAGAGAGACACAGAGACAUUCAGACAGACAGACAUUCACACAGACAGACAGACAGACAUAUUCAGACAGACAGAGACACAGAGACAUUCAGACAGACAGACAGAGAGACAGACAGACGUGAGUGGAGAGAGUUGAAAACAAUGAGAGAAUGGGGAGCAAGUAAGAGAGAGAGAUGGCAUUUGUAGAUGACAGUCAGACUACAGUGUGUCAAAUGGUAGGCAUGUGUCUGAGAAAUGUCCUUCAUUGAUUUGUAAGUAACUGAUUGAUAGACUAGAACUCAGUGAUCGGGGUUUGGCAUCCCUAUCUGACAGAACACAACCUUACUGUAGCAUGUUGCUGUACUACAAAUGUGGUGUAAUAGCCUGAAAGAAGAACAUAAUUACACUGAAAUUAAGGGUAUAGGCUAUGAGUUUUCAUUAGCCUAUGAGUAGGCCUACUAGGCCUAUAACUUGUUUCCACACUAUUGCCAAGUUAGAACCACUUUAUUGCAUGCUACCAACAUAAUUGUAUUAACUAAAUUAAUCUGAUUGUGCAUUUGUACACACUACUUCAGUAUUAUAUAAUUCGUUUCAUUACAUAUUAUGGGAAAUUGGUAGGGUAUGCCUUCCUUUCACCUGCUGAUAAGAUUCUGAGGGAGGCAUUCUAAGAAAUGAAAGCUUCCUUUCAGAGACACUUUGAAAGCUCAAGCAUCUUUGAGGAGUUGCAAUGAGAGAACCGGGGAAGAAGUUGGAUUUCACUUGUGACUUACUAGGGAUACCGCGACCCCUUUGUGUUAGUUUUCAAUGGGCAUUGUUUUGGAACGCUGACAGUGUGCGACGCUCUCAUUGGCUGUUUUUGGAAACAAUAACAGGACCGGUGGCCUCUGAUUGGUUCAAAUCGACAGCUGCCCAAUAAUACCCUCCUUCCCGACUCAUACGUUUCUCUACCCAACUUUCUUUAGUAUGAAGUAAAGUUGCCUGUGUUUGGAAGCAGUGUACAAGGGGAAAAGUCACAGCAAAGAUGAAGCUGUGUAAAACCUUUUUAGGUGAGUCGCCUAUUUAUCAUCUGUUUCUCUCUCUCUCUUCAGUAAGCAAUGUGUUGAUGGCUAACUGAACUAUGGUUAGGAGCAGAUGUGACGGUCUAAGCAUCUGUCACUUUUUAGUCUGUUAGGAUAGGCCUUGCCUGCUCUUCUGUUAUAGCUUAAACUUGCAUGUUCUCUAUUCAAAGUCAUUAAAAGACACAUAUUCAUCGUAAAGAAAGUGUCAGUAUUUGCAUUGGCUUUAGGGAUGAUAAAUAAGCAUCUUCCACCCACUACUAGACACACACAGGUGGCGUCAACUUUAUUUAAACAUACUCGAAUUAUGUGACUUCUUCGUAUUUCAUUAGCAAAAACUCAUCAACUCUAUUUACACAAUGUCUAAAUAUAACCCAAAAUGUACGGAAGCUAUAAGCUUGUCGACAACGUAUAAACAAAGGUUGAUUUGCAGUCUGUGCCCAGUUGCUGAAUUUUCUGGGCCUUUUAACCGUUCAGCUGUUUAUGGAAAGUUUUUCUGUACAUGCCCGAAUUUAUAUUAAUAGAAAAACUAUGUUGAAUCUUAACCACACAAGGCUCUUUGUGCUGACCAAAGAUUUCCUGAACUCACACUCUGUUCAGACACUUUGUUAGACAAAGGAAAGUUUUGUCCCCUCAGGGAUUAGUGGCUCUUAACUCUGUAUAGGAGACGUCAGGCUGCAGGCGUAUUAAAAACAUUUUGUGCGGGGUGGGGGAGUCUGUCAGAUUGGUCCAUCUGUUUUUGGGGAGUCGAGAGAGCAGCCUACCCUCUCGUCGGUCACCCCCUAUGUAAUAUUUAUACAGCCCGUCCCAGUCAUAGCAGAUCCGACGCUAAUUGUAUUCCAGAGCAGGGCUGUCCAUCUGCACUGUGGCUUUAAAAAAUGACUGCGAUCGGGGAAAAAAGGCCCCAGCUGGUAACCGAAGAGGAGUUGAGACUUUAAAUAUGCAAAACUCUUUUGAAGUUGCUCGAGCUUUAACAGUGCCAAAAUUGAGAUUUGUUUUUCAACAUAUUUGCAACCGGACGUUUGAGGGGUAUAGACUAGGCCUAGUAGGGUACUUUAUAUGCCCAAUAAGUAAAAUCAUUUAUUUACACGCACUCAAAAGUGUAUACUACUAUAAAGCUACUAAUAGCAUAUUCGUUUCGUUUAAAUUAUUGAUUGGUUAUCCAAAUUUGUAUAGGUAUAGGCUGCAUGAUUUGACGAUUAGACCUAGAUUAUGGUCAUAGCCUAUAUAUUCGUGGUUGUAUUAGCAUUUAUUAGCCUACUAUAUUUAAUCAAUACAUUGUUCUAAAGUAGCUUUUUUUCUGUAACAUUAUUUGAUUUUCUUCAAAACAAAAUCAGUAGAGAGCAAAUAUAGGAAAGGAUACUGUAGGGCUACUACUACUUUGUCCAGAGGAGCUCAGGCUGUAGGCCUAAUCAUAUUUUGCGGAGUACUGCCUGUGUGUUGUUGCACAAGAAAAACGAGUUCCCUCUGAGAGGGGUAUGUUACGCUUUUUUUGCCUUGACACCAAUGUUUCAGUUUUUGGCUAAAUGACUAAAAUGUGAAAUGUGAAAUAUUUUGGUUGAUAUAGGCAGACACAAAGUGCUACGAAAACAUUGUCUGUAACAGACACCAUGCAAUUCGAUUGUUUUUUUUCUCUCAAUAAAACAUCGGCUAUUUAAGUUAACUUUGAAGGAAUUUCAAUCGGUGUGAAUUGGAAAGUGGUUUAUAUUUAGCUCUGAGAGUAGUUACCACAUCUAUAAGGACAAAUGUUAUUUUUAUGGAUCGCUGUUUUAGCAGAACGCUCUAGCUACUGUCCAUGGUGCUGAAACUAAGGCACGCACCACCCGGGGUACUGAACUCUUCAAGAUAUUUUCAGCGGUGCUUAGAUUUACCUUGAUACUGAUGUUGAGGGAGGGUGUAGACUACAGAAAAUUAUGAUUGAUGCUGCAGCAUGAAUACUGAUAUAAAAAAUUAACCGGAGUAACCGAAGCCCCUCUUAGCCUAUGUUGUGGGGUUUGCUAUGGUGAUGUCAGAGAAUGGGGGGAGGGGUGAACAAUGGCCCAUGAGCGAAAGGUAAGGCAAUAUUACGUAGGCCUGUUCUCGCUGACAAAGGCAAAUGAAGCCAUGUUUUUUUGCUUAUGAAUUUUGGAGUAGGCUAUUCUACAUUUAAAGUUGGAGUAAUGCCGCUUUUGUAAACUGAAGACUGGUGGAAGAGCACUCAGCUCCGGAUUAUGUUUGAUGUCUCUAACGGUCAAUGAAAGAGGUGCGGGGAAAUUGUGGACGUAGUAUUCAACGCUGAGAAGAAGUUGUUGAAAUAGGAAUCAGGAGGCCCGCCUUACCUACUUGAAACAACGAAGCAACCAGAGUCAUUCAAGAAUGGUAUUUAUAAUCAUAUUACGGUUUCAAAUUCUGUAGUAUAGUUAAAUGAUUGUGUUCCUCAAAUGUGUUUGAAAUCAGAUUAAACCUAUUUAUUAUCUUUUCGCGAACAUCCAUUGCUGUUGGUUUCUAUCGCCUAAUGGACGUCCGGGUCUUAAUUCUUAAAGAUGAGGUCUCUUUAGGAUGCUCAUUCAUAUAGAACAUAAUUGUAUCUUAUUUCACAUAACCUUCAGUAAUAUAGACUUAAGGCAUGAACAAACAGAACACACAGUUCUGUUUUGGUAAUCCAAAAGUAAUCCAAACGACCAGAGAACGUCAUUUCGGACGAAUGUCGAACUCUUUUGAUAGUACCCUUGAAAAAAACGUUGAUCGUUUUGAUAUGAGUUUCAGAAUAAGCUAUAUUGUUCACAGUUUGUAAAAGCAUUAAUUUGUGAUUUGUAUCCGACUUCGUGUUGCUUAGGGUUUCUGAAACUUCGAGGAAAGAGGCAUAUAGACCUAAUGUUGAUAAGUUUGAAAGCUGUAGGCCUAUUGUGUGGCAUUGUACAUAGCCAUGUAAUUGUAUUUUAUGGUUUCUCCUUUCUUUCCAUUAUGAAGAGCCUAUAGAAAAUUAGGCAACCGGGGAGAUAAUAUAAAAUAAUAUUUGAACCACUAGGCAUAUCUGUUUCGGUUUAGGGUUCUAUUGUGAAAGUCAUUUAUGUUUUUGCAAUCCGUAGAGGCAUAGGCCUUUAUAAGCGCAAUGUAGCCUACUUUUCUUGUUCUUAUCUCGUAUAUAUUUUGUUGUCUUUAUAUUUCAGUUGCAUGUUCACUCGAUGAUCAAGGCCUAAACCUGCACGUUAUUUGGUUACAAAGUGGCUUUGCAAUGGGCCUGCUGCUGCGUUGCUAUAUAUUUGCCUGUGCUUUCCUACUCUGCUCGCAUGGAGGUCGUGUUUGUAGUCAAUGACUGUCAAAUGUGUCAGUAGGAAACUGGGGGAGGUGGAGCUACAUUUCCGAGAGCCGAUGAUCAUGCGCUCCUCAAAUGUCACCAUCUCCCGGGGCUAUGUGCGCUAAGAGUGCCAUUACAACGACCUUAUUAAUAUAAUAGCACUAGAAAAACCCACCCAAGCUUGAUAUUUGAAGGCUCUCUCUCUCUCUCUAAACCAGACCGAUUAACUCGAAGGCGUGGUGCCAUAGCCGAGUGUGUUAGGUCAUGUUAGUAGCACCAUGGACAGCACCGUGGUGUUUUUGUGCAAGGCCGAUAAACAAAGCCACGAAGCCAUUUUCUUUCUCUUUAAACACAUAUUCAUAAAUCAUCUAAAUGUAUUCAAAUGUGUCCUACUCUAGGCCUAUAGGUCUAAUUCCAUUAUGUGCAAGAGAGAAGAAAAUAGGCUAACAUGGUCGAGGAGGAGACUUUGGGUAGGCUAGUUGCUCUGGUGAGCGGAUAUGCAGUUUAAUAUUUUAGUAUAUAGUGAUUAACUGUCUGGUUCAUUAAAGGCUAUUCCUCAAAUAAUAGAAUCACCACCGGUUAUAACGUCCAACUAUAUAGGCCAAGUAGGCCUAAUCAUAGGUAUGCCUAAAAUGCUAUAUGAUACAUAUUCUUUGCACAUUGCUGCAUGUUUAACGCAACAUGAUCUUGGAACAGUGUAUGCCUCAAUGCCAUUGAUUUAACAGCGCUAGUACUUGUCGGCCUACUGUAUUGUUCUCUUAUAUUUCUCUGUGGGAAUCUCAACCACACAGCCCUAUUGUGUAUGGGGAGCUUGUUGUGUAUGCAAUAACAGUCAUGGUUAUUUAUCACCCUCUUAUCAACCAUCGACCGUUUUUACCUGUAGCUCUGUCCAGAUUGAACAUGUGAUGAUUUUCUAGGGGUGCUCUUCAAGGAUAGUUUUGUGUUUAAGCUUUUUAGAACAUUUUGUAAACAAAUAAGAUUAACAACAAAUAAGAAGAACACCAACAAUCAACAUUACAUUAUGUCAUGGAAUGAAAUUGCCAUACAUGGAAAAAAUAAAGUAUGUCACACAGUCUUAUAUAUCUUGUAUCCCUAAUAGGUUAGGAUGUCACCAGUGCACACAGUUUGGGCCUGUCUAAGUAUGUACACUAUGUAUACAAAAGUAUGUGCACACCCCUUCAAAUUAGUGGAUUUGGCUAUUUCAGCCACACACGUUGCUGACAGGUGUAUAAAAUCGAGCACACAGCCAUGCAAUCUCUAUAGACAAACGUUGGCAGUAGAAUGGCCUUACUGAAGAGCUUAGUGACUUUCAAUGUGGCACCGUCAUAGGAUGCCACCUUUCCAACAAGUCAGUUCAUCAAAUAUCUGCCCUGCUAGAGCUGCCCCGGUCAACUGUAAGUGCUGUUAUUGUGAAGUGGAAACGUCUAGGAGCAACAAUGGCUCAGCCGCGAAGUGGUAGGCCACACAAGCUCACAGAAUGGGACUGCCGAGUGUUGAAGUGCGUAGCGCGCAAAAAUCCUCUGUCCUCGGUUGCAACACUCACUACCGAGUUCCAAACUGCCUCUGGAAGCAACAUCUGUGCGGCCAAAAGGUUUGCCCAACCCUGAUGUAUGUUGUAUGCUGGUGUUGUAUAAGCCUGACUGUGUGUCCUAUAUCUCUCCUCUCCAAUAGAAAAUGAGUUCAGAGGGCAGCUGCUGAACCAGAGGUGGACACGAGGAGACAGAAUAAGCAGAUUCUGUGAGACCAAGAGGAGCCUUCGAAUCAAAGUAAGAAGCUGUGUGUGUGUGUGCUGAUAUUUCCUUUUAAAAGCUUAUAUUAGAGUUGAUAAGGGCUCUGCUUUCGUAACAACAGCUUGCUCCUUUAAAAUACUUGUGUGCAGGAAGAGGAAGAUAGGGGGGAAAAUACAUUGAUACUGCUAUGGCACUGUAUACAUUGAGGAUGCAGAAUAAUUGUAGAGAAGUCACUCAAAAAGUGAAGCCUUUGUAUCUGUGUGUCUGUGUGUGUGUGUGUGUGUGUGUGUGCGUGUGUGUGUGUGUGUGUGUGUGUGAACAAGAGAAAGAGAGACAGAUAGUGAGUGCAGUGUCAUGACACUCUGUGUGUUUCAGAUGAGUCAGGACGCAGCAGAAACGAGAACCCGGACCCGCUCAAAAGGCAUCAGAGGUGAGCUGGGGCCAAUCAGACAUGCACGUACAGUAGGCACGCACGCAGGCACACAUGCACACUCACUAAUUGAAACGGCUUCAUUUGUUGUGUAUUGUAGGAUAAGUGUGUGUCUUAUGAUGUUCUCUCUCUGUCUUUUUAUUCCCCAGUACCCGUUGAACUCGUGGGAGCAGAGUUAAGGUGAGAGAGUAAGAUUCUUUCUGCUACUGUGUUGAAUCCACCCACACAGUUGUCCUGUUACUGUAUACAUGUAGGACACUCCUGAUAAAUGCAAUAUGGCUUUAGACUGGCCAGGUGCACUAAAACCAGAGCAUGCAGAUAUUCAGAGCAAAUAAACUAGGCUGGUGAUGAACUGAAAAGCACAUACAAAGUUUGAACGUAUUCAUUGUGCAAGAUGAAUAAAACAAAUGUUUGUUUUCUGUUUGUUUCACUAAGUAGCUGCCCCACCCCCGGAUGCGAUGGUUCAGGCCAUGUCAUUGGGAGAUAUUCACGACACAGAAGGUAUGAUAUACUAACUAGACUAACCACCGCCAACUCUUAGCGCUCAAGUUCCUUUGCUAACACCAGUUUUUAAUGCAAAUACUUUGGGUCAUUGAGAAAAAACUCCAUUAAAAAUACCACAUAUAGUGGUAUUAAGGGUAAUUCAAAAGUCUCUUAAAAUACGUUCUCCAGUGAUUUUUGAACUUUACCUGUUCCAAAACGAUAUCCUCAGUAUAAAUACAGUAAAGUACACACAAUAAAGGGUAAACAAAUAUUGUAAACAUCAAGGAGUAGGGCAUUGGUCUGAUGGUGACUUUGUGAUGUCAUCAGUCACCCUCCUUGCUCAAGAAACAGUAGAGGAGCAAUAGAGAACAAAAGAGGAAAGGCUCAUCCCCCCCACUUGUGCCAUGUCAUGAGGAUACCUGGACCACCUAUUGAGAUGUGCCUUUUGUUAAGUAAAUCAGGUGUUAAAUUAGGUGAAAAGGAGACUGGAGUAAGACUUUAACACCCAUCUCCUCACCUUGCACCCAUAGCGUUCUUGGAUGCCCAAUAGUGAAGAAGAGGAAAAUUGUGGAGGUGGAGGCAGAAGAUAAUCAACCCGCCCCCAAGAAAAAGACCCCGCCCCUGAAGUUGGCCAUGGACGAGAGCUUCAACACAGCAGACAGUGAUGCCGCCAGUGAGGCGGAGCAUAAGGAGGGGGAGGAGUCAGAGGAGGAGGAGCAGAAAGAGAAGGAAAAUAACAAAACGCCAAACCCUCCCAAGUCCAUGAAAGGUGAGUCAAGAGAAGACCAGAAUCCAAGGAAAAUAUCACAUUUAUCAUGGAUUGUUAUUGGCUAUUACAGUGGUACAGAGUUGUACUUUUGUUUCUGAGAAUGAUACUAAAGUGAGUAUUGAUGAAAAGACAAAUACAGGGAACCGCUCAUUAUUUAGCAAUAACCUAUCAACUCUGCACUGUACACAGCCGAUUGCUCACAGGUGGUACCUGAAAACACAGAAAAAGAGACGUCUGUUGAGUCUGACACCAUAGCUGCACCUAAAGCAGGGACUCCGCAGAAGGACACAGCCACCACAACCCAACAGCAGGCAGAAGCAAAGGCAGACAGACAUGAGGAGGAGGUGCAAGUAGUGGCAGAGAUACAGGCCGCUGAGGAGGAGAAGGAGGAGGAAGAUGAGGAUACAGUUGAUGAACACAGAAUAAUAGAGCAGCCCAAAAGCAACGAUGAAACAGGGAGAUCAGAGAGUGAGGAGAAGCAAAAGGAGGAGGUAGGAGAGGAGGAGGAGGAGGAGGAGGGAGUGGAGGAAGAGAAAGAGGAGGAGAGGCAAUGUGUGAGUCAGGAAAUCUCAGAUCACCAGUACUCCAGUGGCGACUACAGCAGGCAUCAGGCAAAAGAGGAGGGAGAUGAGGAAGAAGAGGAAGAGAAGAAGGGAGAGGAAAAGGAGGAGGAAGAGAAGGAGGAGGAGGAAGAGAAGGAGGAGGUGGAAGAGGAGGAAGAGGAGGAAGAGGAGGUAGAGGAAGAAAAGGAGGAGGAGGAGGAUGAGGUGGUCUACAUGGAGCCUGCCAUCCCUCUUGCCUCUAGUACUCCUGCUCAGGAAUGUGAGGAUACAGAAGUGGAACCGGGGGAGGUAAAGAUUGGUACCCCGUUGACUGAAGAGGAGGAAGAGGAGGAGGAAGAAGAGGAGGAAACAGAAGCAGGGGAGGUGGAAGAAGAGGACCACAACUCUCUCAAAGCCCCACCUACCACAGUGGUCAACGAGAUACGAUCUGAGGAGGAGGAAGAGGAGGAGGAAGAGGAGGAGGAAGAUGACUGUCUCUCACAGGGUUCGGGCGUGACAGAUGACUCAGAGACCUGGGAUAUGACCCGGGGGAACUUGGGACUGCUGGAGCAAGCCAUCGCCCUGAAGGCCGAGCAGGUGAGAGGGCCGCACGUCGACCAACAGUCUCCCGAGCACCAGCACUACCACAGCCCCGACGACAGGGCCAGCAAUGCCAUGGACCCAGCCAUGCGACACAGAGGACACCACAGCAAAGGUAGGACAGUUUAUGGUUUAUCAGGAUAUCUUUUAACCCACCAUAGGUUCAUCUUCCAAUUGUUAGGGAUUCUGUUCACUCAACAUCUCUCCCCUUCCCAUCCAGAAAAGAAGGAGGUGAAAUGCCCCACCCCUGGGUGUGAUGGGACGGGCCAUGUGACUGGGCUGUACCCUCACCACCGCAGCCUCUCUGGGUGCCCUCACAAAGACAGGAUCCCACCUGAGAGUGAGUACUGUUUUUUGUAGUUGUACUUUUGUUUCUGAGAGUGAGUACUAGCAGAGCACUAACACGCUAAUACCAAAGUUCUAACAGGGAAACAUUACAUGUACUCCUUUGAACAAUAUGUAGAUCUGCCACACAUACUCUGUCUUUCUCUCUCUCCCUCCAUCUCCCUAGUACUGGCCAUGCACGAGAACGUGCUGAAGUGUCCAACUCCAGGAUGCAUAGGCCAGGGUCACGUAAACAGCAAUCGCAACACACACCGCAGGUAUUAUACUGUCCAAUGAUUAUAACCUGACAUUGACCUUUUAUCCCUACACUUAAUAAAUACUAUUAUUGAGGAUAUGGGACAUUAGCAGCUGAUGAGCUGUAGUUCUAGUCACAAUGUUAGUCAAUUAAAAGGAUCUAUUUGUGGUGGAAUUCUAUACAUUUUCACUAUCUCUCUUUGUCCCUCUCAGUCUGUCCGGUUGUCCCAUAGCAGCUGCAGAGAAACUCUCCAAGGGGGGCCAUGUCACCCCCAGUCACCCCCAGCCUUCAGUCAGCGAGCCCCCAACUGGGAGCCCCCACUCAGACAGAGUUCUCAGGUGAGCCCUCUCUGCUCCUCCCUUUCUCCAUAUCUCCACUUACUACCAUAGCUGUCCAUCUCUGCAUUUUACUAAUCUUUUACCCCUUCUCUUGUACAAAUUGUUCUGACUGUUUCACCACCUCUGUCUCUUACCUUUCUUCUCUCUCUCUCUCUCUCUCUCUCUCUCUCUCUCUCUCUCUCUCUCUCUCUCUCUCUCUCUCUCUCUCUCUCUCUCUCUCUCUCUCUCUCUCUCUCUCUCUCUCUCUCUCUCUCUCUCUCUCUCUCUCUCUCUCUCUCUCUCUCUCCUACAGACCUAUGUGUUUUGUGAAGCAGCUGGAGAUCCCUCAGUACGGCUACAGACCCAACAUGGUGCCUGCCACGCCCCGCGCCAACCUGGCCAAAGAGCUGGAGAAAUACUCCAAGGUCUCCUUCGACUAUGCAAGCUUCGACGUCCAGGUGUUUGGGAAGCCUUUGCUGGUUCCAAAGAUGCCCUCCACCAGUCAAACCUCACCCAAAGCCUUCAAAUGUAAGAUGAUCUUGGCAUUUGUUGAAUUUCUGUUGGAAACCAUUGCUUAAAGGGAUAGUUCUCCCAAAUUACAAAAUGAAAAUAGUGCCAGGGAAACUAAACUAAGGCAUGUAUUGCUGUCAUACCUUGUCCAUAGACUGCUUACAGGGUAAAAAGAAAAACAAUGUGUCAUUUUGUAAUUUGGGUGAACUGUCCCUUUAACUAACAAAACAUAACUUUUACUUUUCACGUCAUUGUUCAUGAGAGAAAUUGGUCGGUAGUCUAGGAUCACGACCCUGCUGGUUAUAGGACAACUGUAAUGGCAGCUUGGUGCGUGUUAUACUGUGAAGGUCAAUUCUCAUUUGUACACACCCACCCUCUCUCUCCUCUACAGCUAAACCAUUCCCUAAGGCCACGUCCCCGAGCCAUAGCUUCUCGGGAGGAUAUGCAAAGAGCAGCUCCUCCUCGUCCUCCAGUGGCUACGAUUACUCCCAUGAUGCCGAGGCUGCUCAUAUGGCUGCCACUGCCAUCCUGAACCUGUCCACACGCUGCUGGGAGAGUCCAGAGAACCUUAGCACCAAACAGCAGGACCCAGCUGGCAAGGUAGGCCUCUCUGUUACCCAGCUCAGCCCAGCCUAGCCUGUUGGUGGUUGACUUUAUAAAGAAUAUAUUUUUCCCUCUUGAAAGUAUUUAUUGGACACACUGCAUUACUACCCGCGCACACGCACGCACACACGUAGUAACAUAGUCCUUGUACCUUCAGGAAAUAGAUAUUGAAGUGGAUGAGAAUGGGACACUGGACCUGAGCAUGAAGAAGCCCAUCAAGAUGGAAGGGAUGCAAUCACCAGACCAAUCUUCAUCCUCCUCCUCUUCCUCGCAGCACACGGGAGGUGUUCCCUCGUCCCAGGCCCACCUGCAGGAGGAGUUGGAGGGGCCUCUGGACUUCACCAAGCCAAACUGUCCCAAAGAGAAGGAGGAGCAGGAUGAGGUAACCGCUUUAUGCCAAGUCUGCGACUAACACCAAACCAUUGGAAUUAUGAUAAUGUUAUAGUCUUGAGAGAAGUUAGUGUGUGUUCUAGCCUCAGCUUCCAGUGAUGCAUGAGAAUUGGAAAUAUGGCAAGGUGAGACGUGUGUGAUUAUGUUCUGAAUGCAUGAUUUGUUAUGCUAGAGCUGCCAUCUUUGCCAGGUCUUCUUUGUAAAAUAGCUUUUUUGUCUCAAUGGGACAUCCUGGUUUGAAUAAAGGCUGGAUUAAAUGAUCAACUAUAAUCUCCAUCCUUACCUGUGUUUGUUUGACCUUCUGUCAGAUGGACUAUGUGGCCCACUCCUACACCUCCUCUGAUGCAGAAGAUGAUGACAUCACCCAGGAGUGCAUGGAGGACAGGAAGUACCCAGGCGAGGUCACCACGUCCAGCUUCAAGGUCCAGUUCUCGCCCAAAGACUGCAAAAAAGAGGUUCUACUGUAAGAAUACUCUAAAAUAACUUCAAUCCAACAUUCAUAACAACGUUAUAAGUGAAAAAGAACCUACAUUUAAAUAUUUAAUUGUCUAUCUAUGUCUAUCUACCUAGUACUCUAAUCUCAAGGCUGACACAUCACUAUGAUAAAGAACACAGUUGAAAGUAGUACUGCCAUCCACCCUCAUUAUGUUUUCAAUGAAUUAAUUUCCAAUAACUUCCAAUUAUCUUCAGAUGUCCCACCCCAGGUUGUGAUGGCAGUGGGCACAUCACUGGAAACUACGCGUCACAUCGGAGGUAUGACACAGCCCCACUCCCCUGCAUUACAACCAAUGCAGUCGGUGGCACUGUUUCAAAUUGUACAUCUUACAACUGCAUACAACUGCAUUUAUAGUGUUUUUCAGGAACUGAUACUGAAUGUCAACUAAUUUACAAAUCUGCAUAAAAAAUCCUGAACUUUCAAUAAUUACUAUACUCUAUUGUGCUACUAUGAGUCCUGUAAACAGUAUUCAUUGUUAUGAUUAAUGAUCGAGGCCUUUCCUUUAUUCUGCCCUUAUUAAAUGACUACACAAUAUCCUCUCUCUAUAUAUAUAUUUUCCAUAUCUUCCAGUCUGUCAGGCUGUCCUCUUGCUGAUAAGUCUCUUCGGACCCUCAUGGCUGCCCACUCUGCUGAACUGAAGUAUGUCUGUGCUUGUAUUCCCCCUUCCUUCCUUCCUUCUAACCCAGGCAUGUGUGCAGGCAUUGGUUCCAGUUCAGCUCCAACACACCUACAAACCUAAUUGUUGUCUGACUUCAAGGAUUUUAAUUAGGUGUGUUAGUGCUGGGCUGGAAUAAAAACCUUCACACACUGCGGCCCUCCUUGACCAGAGUUUCCUAUCCCUGUUCUAACCCUACUUUAUACUGACAUGACUGAACCCUUUGUAUUGUCACUACAAUGUGCGGGGAUGUGUUUUCCCUCUGUAUCAAACAAAUUGCUAUCCCAUAGAGAAAGUGUUAGCUACCUUUAUGACAAAGCGCUUUCAUAUCACCUCUACAUUUGCAAUACAUAUGAAUAUCUCAUGCAGUGCUAUGCUGACCUGACCUGACUUCUCUCUGGUUGACUCCCAGGUGUCCGACCCCUGGAUGCGAUGGAUCAGGUCACAUCACUGGAAACUACGCCUCCCAUAGAAGGUACAGUGCCUUGCAAAAGUAUUCAUCCCCCUUUGCAUUUUUCCUAUUUUGUUGCAUUACAACCUGUUAUUUAAAUUUAUAUUUAUUUGGAUUUCAUGCAAUGGACAUACACAAAAUAGUCCAAAUUGGUGAAGUGAAAUGAAAAAAAUAACUUGUUUCAAAAAAUUAUAAAAAAUAAAUAACGAAAAAAAGUGGUGCGUGCAUAUGUAUUCAGCCCCUUUGCUAUGAAGCCCCUAAAUAAGAUCUGGUGCAACCAAUUACGUUCAGAAGUCACAUAAUGAGUUAAAUAAAUUCCAUCUGUGUGCAAUCUAAGUGUCACAUGAUCUGUCACAUGAUCUCAGUAUAUAUACACCUGUUCUGAAAGGCCCCAGAGUCUGCAACACCACUAAGCAAGGGGCACCACCAAGUAAGUGGCACCAUGAAGACCAAGGAGCUCUCCAAACAGGUCAGGGACAAAGUUGUGGAGAAGUACAGAUCAGGGUUGGGUUAUAAAACAAUAUCUGAAUUUUUGAACAUCCCACGGAGCACCAUUAAAUCCAUUAUUAAAAAAUGGAAAGAAUAUGGCACCACAACAAACCUGCCAAGAGAGGGCCAACCACCAAAACUCACGGACCAGGCAAGGAGGGCAUUAAUCAGAGAGGCAACAAAGAGACCAAAGAUAACCCUGAAGGAGCUGCAAAACUCCACAGCGGAGAUUGGAAUAUCUGUCCAUAGGACCACUUUAAGCCAUACACUCCACAGAGCUGGGCUUUACGGAAGAGUGGCCAGAAAAAAGGCAUUGCUUAAAGAAAAAAAUAAGCAAACACGUUUGGUGUCCGCCAAAAGGCAUGCGGGAGACUCCCCAAACAUAUGGAAGAAGGUACUCUGGUCAGAUGAGACUAAAAUCAAGCUUUUUGGCCAUCAAGGAAAACGCUACAUCUGGCGCAAACCCAACACCUCUCAUCACCCCGAGAACACCAUCCCAACAGUGAAGCAUGGUGGAGGCAGCAUCAUGCUGUGGGGAUGUUUUUCAUCGGCAGGGACUGGGAAACUGGUCAGAGUUGAAGGAAUGAUGGAUGGCGCUAAAUACAGGGACAUUCUUGAGGGAAACCUGUUUCAGUCUUCCAGAGAUAUGAGACUGGGACGGAGGUUUACCUUCCAGCAGGACAAUGAUCCUAAGCAUACUGCUAAAGCAACACUCGAGUGGUUUAAGGGGAAACAUUUAAAUGUCUUGGAAUGGCCUAGUCAAAGCCCAGACCUCAAUCCAAUUGAGAAUCUGUGGUAUGACUUAAAGAUUGCUGUACACCAGCGGAACCCAUCCAAAUUGAAGGAGCUGGAGCAGUUUUGCCUUGAGGAAUGGGCAACAAUCCCAGUGGCUAGAUGUGCCAAGCUUAUAGAGACAUACCCCAAGAUACUUGCAGCUGUAAUUGCUGCAAAAUGUGGCUCUACAAAGUAUUGACUUUGAGGGGGGUGAGUAGUUAUGCACGCUUAAGUAAUUUUUGUUCAUUUUUUUUUUCUUGUUUGUUUCACAAAAAAAAUAAAAUAAUCAUCUACAAAGUGGUAGGCAUGUUGUGUAAAUCAAAUGAUACAACCCCCCCCCCAAAAUCAAUUUUAAUUCCAGGUUGUAAGGCAACAAAAUAGGAAAAAUGCCAAGGGGGGUGAAUACUUUCGCAAGCCACUGUAUGCACAGAUCAUUUAUCGCUUUUGUUUCUAUUUUUAUUUAAUCUUAGAAAAUCUAACUGGAGGAUAAUCUAAAAAGGACUGUAUGCAAAUCCUUAUUUUUCUCUCUACGUCUGUCAGUUUGUCUGGAUGCCCUCGUGCUAAGAAAGGUGCUGUCAAGACAACACCCACCAAGGAUGACAAGGAAGACUCUGAGCUUUUAAGGUUGGUACACAACCAACAAUUCCUUUUCUUUUCCAUCCACACAACGGAUCGCCCUUUAUUCGGCCCUCUAGCUUUCAAACUGAUACUGAUUGCUUUCCUUUUGUCUCUCUCUCUCUCUUUCCCCUCUCCUUCCUUGUUGUCCCUGGCUUUCCCCACUCCAUUAGUAGAUGCCCGGUGCCCGGCUGUGACAGCCUGGGCCACAUCAGUGGGAAGUAUGCCACCCACCGUAGUGCCUACGGGUGCCCCCUGGCAGCGCGGCGUCAGAAGGAGGGGCUCCUCAACGGUUCUCCUUUCUCCUGGAAGGCCUUUAAGACAGAGGGCCCCACUUGUCCCACCCCCGGCUGUGACGGAUCAGGACACGCCAACGGCAGCUUCCUCACACACCGCAGGUAUUACACUCAUUCAAAUUCAAUUGUUUUUGGGGGGAUUCGUACAAACACUUUACAAAAACUAUUUUAUUAACAUAUUAUAGGUUAUUUGAUAGAUUUUUACAUCUAGUCAGGUUUUUAAAGCACAGCAAAACAUAUUGUAUAAAGACAAAAAAACUGAUGGCAUAUUAAAAUAAACUAACUAAAUUAGUUUGGCCCUAUUCUAGCAGCACUCCAUCACUAGCCUCAUCUCUCUUUUCCUCUUCUGUUGUUCCCAGUCUCUCUGGUUGUCCCAGAGCCUCUGCUAAUAAGAAGAGAACCAGGUUCCCUGGAGAUGAGUACAUUACAGCAAAGUUCAAGGCCAGCGAUGGUAAGUCUGGGGAUAUACAGUGGGGAAAAAAAGUAUUUAGUCAGCCACCAAUUGUGCAAGUUCUCCCACUUAAAAAGAUGAGAGAGGCUUGUAAUUUUCAUCAUAGGUACACGUCAACUAUGACAGACAAAUUGAGAGAGAAAAAUCCAGAAAAUCACAUUGUAGGAUUUUUUAUGAAUUUAUUUGCAAAUUAUGGUGGAAAAUAAGUAUUUGGUCACCUACAAACAAGCAAGAUUUCUGGCUCUCACAGACCUGUAACUUCUUCUUUAAGAGGCUCCUCUGUCCUCCACUCGGUACCUGUAUUAAUGGCACCUGUUUGAACUUGUUAUCAAUAUAAAAGACACCUGUCCACAACCUCAAACAGUCACACUCCAAACUCCACUAUGGCCAAGACCAAAGAGCUGUCAAAGGACACCAGAAACAAAAUUGUAGACCUGCACCAGGCUGGGAAGACUGAAUCUGCAAUAGGUAAGCAGCUUGGUUUGAAGAAAUCAACUGUGGGAGCAAUUAUUAGGAAAUGGAAGACAUACAAAACCACUGAUAAUCUCCCUCGAUCUGGGGCUCCACGCAAGAUCUCACCCCGUGGGGUCAAAAUGAUCACAAGAACGGUGAGCAAAAAUCCCAGAACCACACGGGGGGACCUAGUGAAUGACCUGUAGAGAGCUGGGACCAAAGUAACAAAGCCUACCAUCAGUAACACACUACGCCACCAGGGACUCAAAUCCUGCACUGCCAGACGUGUCCCCCUGCUUAAGCCAGUACAUGUCCAGGCCCGUCUGAAGUUUGCUAGAGUGCAUUUGGAUGAUCCAGAAGAGGAUUGGGAGAAUGUCAUAUGGUCAGAUGAAACCAAAAUAGAACUUUUUGGUAAAAACUCAACUCGUCGUGUUUGGAGGACAAAGAAUGCUGAGUUGCAUCCAAAGAACACCAUACCUACUGUGAAGCAUGGGGGUGUAAAUAUCAUGCUUUGGGGCUGUUUUUCUGCAAAGGGACCAGGACGACUGAUCCGUGUAAAGGAAAGAAUGAAUGGGGCCAUGUAUCGUGAGAUUUUGAGUGAAAACCUCCUUCCAUCAGCAAGGGCAUUGAAGAUGAAACGUGGCUGGGUCUUUCAGCAUGACAAUGAUCCCAAACACAUCGCCCGGGCAACGAAGGAGUGGCUUCGUAAGAAGCAUUUCAAGGUCCUGGAGUGGCCAAGCCAGUCUCCAGAUCUCAACCCCAUAGAAAAUCUUUGGAGGGAGUUGAAAGUCUGUGUUGCCCAGCGACAGCCCCAAAACAUCACUGCUCUAGAGGAGAUCUGCAUGGAGGAAUGGGCCAAAAUACCAGCAACAGUGUGUGAACACCUUGUGAAGACUUACAGAAAACGUUUGACCUGUGUCAUUGCCAACAAAGGGUAUAUAACAAAGUAUUGAGAAACUUUUGUUAUUGACCAAAUACUUAUUUUCCACCAUAAUUUGCAAAUAAAUUCAUUAAAAAUCCUACAAUGUGAUUUUCUGGAUUUCUUUUCCUCAUUUUGUCUGUCAUAGUUGACGUGUACCUAUGAUGAAAAUUACAGGCCUCUCUCAUCUUUUUAAGUGGGAGGAACUUGCACAAUUGGUGGCUGACUAAAUACUUUUUUCCCCCACUGUACAGUAACUUAAAUGUUUCAUCUGACAGUUUGUACAUAACGGGGCAAAUCGUAAUUUCCACUUAGUCUUGCAUUGAUUUCAGUGGAAGUUAGGAUUUGUCCCAACAUGAUGAGUGGAUCAAGUCAACAACACAUCAGUAAAACUAGAUGAUCUUCAAUUAUGUUUGCGGCAGGUAGCUUAGUGGUUAAGAGCUGUCACGCCCUGAAUCUGGGGACUCUAGUAUGUUGAGCCAGGGUGUGAGUUUUCAUGUGUGUUGGUUCUAGUUGUUGUUUAUCUAUGUUGGCCAGGGUGGCUCCCAAUCGGAGACGGCUGUAGCUCGUUGUCUCUGAUUGGGAGUCAUACUUAGGUAGCCGUUAGGCAUUCAUUCAUUGUGGUUUCUUGUUCGUGUUGGUUUGUGUUUGACCAUUGACUGUCACGUCAUCGUUUUGUUGUUUUUGAUCGUGUGAUCAUUAUAUAAAUAAAUAUGUUCGCAUUCAACGCUGCGCCUUGGUCCUCCUCUGUUCCCGACGAGCGUGACGAGCAUUAUGCCAGUAAUCGAAAGGUCGCUGGUUCUAAUCCCCAAGCCGACUAGGUGAAAAAUCUGUCGAUGUGCCCUUGAGCAAGGCACUUAACCCUAAUUACUCCUGUAAGUCGCUCUGGAUAAGAGCGUCUGCUAAAUGACUUAAAUGUAAUGUUUGACUGUUGGAGUCCAUCAACCAUUGGUUGUUACUGGUUGCUUAAUUUCCCCAGUUCUGGAUAAUGAUGAAGAUAUCAAGCAGCUGAACAAAGAGAUCGGGGAACUGAGUGAGUCCAACUCAGAGAUGGAGGAUGACAUGAUGAACCUGCACACACAGGUGAGUUUGCCACUUGUUAACAAUACCCACUAAAUACUGUCCCGACUGUACGUUCCUAAUUCAAUUCGAAAUCAAAAAUGAAUUGUAUAGAGUGUUUCUGACUGGUUUGUGGCUGACUGAAGAACGGUGGUUGAUUGAUUUGUGGUUCUCUGCUCCAGAUCUCGUCCAUGGAGAAGAACCUGAAGAGUAUGGAGGAGGAGAACAAGCAGAUUGAGGAGAGGAACGAUGCCCUGUAUAUGCACCGGCACUCUCCACAAAUGCACCGGCACUCGCUCACAAAUUAACGCAUACAGCUUGUCUCUAACGCAUUACAUGUGUUUACUUCAGCAGGAGCCUAUGUCGGACCUGAACUUCGAUACCUACGUGGACACAUUGACCCAUAUGUUUUCCAAUAAAGAUUGCUACCAAAAUCCGGAGAACCGCGCUCUGUUGGAGUCCAUCAACCAAGCAGUAAAAGGCAUUGAA